AUGGCUCUCUUUGAGACCACCAUCAUCGAUCAAGGCACAAAACCUGAAACACAAUUUUCGGAUUAUCUGUUAAAGGACAAAUUUUUCCUAACAGCUUUAGAAUUCCACUAUGAACUUCUCGAACGUGGGAUUUCAUGUGAUACAUUGGAAGAGUUCUUUUCGAAUCCUGAAAAUUUUUAUCGGUUUGACUCGAAUCGAUCCGAAGUCAUAUCAACAAGCAAAGCCACGGAACCUUUGAACUCGUCCACGCCGUCAAAUGGUGAAUGCUAUGAUUCCAAGGAUUCCGGGCCGGCUUCCAACACGGAAAUCCGUGCCCUUCGUUUUCUGAUUAACGAACAUCUGCUGAACAAUGGAUAUAAGUUGAGCGCUGUUCAAUUCGCUGAAGAAUGCGAAGUUGAAGAUCAACAGGAUUUAGACGACUGGGAUGAUGUAGGCCUCACCUGUAAUCGUCCCCCGAAUCUUCUCAUGCUUCUGCGCUCUUCCUGGAUGCUUCCGUGCCACAAACCGUUACGUAGUGGGAGCUCCACUCCACAUUCUGCAAGGCCCCAGGCCACUGUUGUUAACGCCACUGCUGAAUUUACGGACGAGGCCGUCCAAACGGAACUCUCUGCUGGAAUCCUCGACGAAGAACUAGAAACCAACAAGACUGCGCUCAGUGCGCUGCGGUGUAACUUUGAGGCUACCAAAGCGGAGCUAGAAGUCUCGCGGCAACAAAUUGGCGAUUUGCGUGGAAAAGUGAUGCGUAUAGAGGCGGAAAACGUCAGUCUUGCGCAGGAAUCCACCUACUGGAGAAACCAACUUCUUUGCCUUAAACGAGAUUAUCCCGAUUUGGUGGGGACAACGGUGGUGAAGGCAAGCAAAAACGCCGCCCCUGCCCAAUCUCUUUCUAAUGGGUAUGUUGAAUUGGGGACCGAGGAUGCCGAUUCAGCGGAAAAAUCGAGUGAGAAUGGUCAUAUAAAGACCUCUUCACCGGUACCAUCCCCACCGUGUGCGGAUCCACUAGCCUCGAAGGUGACGGCACCACUUCCCAAGUUGGUCAUCAAUAAUCCGCAGUUCAUCAGACGAUGCGCUCCCGAGUUUGUUUGUUGCGCCUCAGAACUCUUGCCGCCGGUGGAGACUGAGGAAGUUCCUCUGGAGGUCUCUCGACUAGCUGACACCUUGGAUGAAAUAAUAGUCGCCAUUGGCUCUCAAAUUCAGAGCAUUCUCAAACACCUCCCGGAUGAUAGGAAGACUGCCAUUUGCCUGCACCCAGAUGCCGAAGUUCGCGACCAGCUUUUGCGAACCCUCUUUAACCUUUUUACCGAUUCGCCUGAGGCUGACACCAAGGAGGUGGAAAUAAAACGGGCUGGCACCAUUCUUCAUCAGUGCCGUGAUUUGGCCACAUGCUUGGGUCCUCAGCGGAUAGAGAGUGAACUGUUGCCCCAAAUCUGGUCCCAGUUAAACGAGCGACCCUCAAAUAGCCUUCGAAAACUCCUCAUCUCCGCUUGUGGUGUCAUAGCGCCCGCCACUCCCUCGCGAUUGCGCUCCUCACUACUCCUCUCGAUCCUCCUCCAAUCCAUUGAGGAAGAAAAGGCGGAGGAGGUGCGCGCAGUUGCGCUGCGCUCAUUGGCGGCAGUGGUGGCGCUGAUGGAGGACCGAGAUAAGGUGCCCCAGCUAGUGACCACCUUUGACACGGUCUUUCGAGCCGAUUGGACCCAUUCACCUCCAGCCACCACCGCUCUGCCCUGCCCCCAUGUCGUCACAUACGGGUGCUUACCCUGUUUAGUGAGCAGGUGUAGCAUGGGUACCUGUCCCAGCGUUAUUACCGCUUCCUGCAACUGGCUUCUACCCACUGUCGCUCAGUGGUGUCUGGAAGUGGGUUCCUUCAACGAUCUCCUCCUCAAGCCAUGGCUUCAGCGACUCAUGAAUCUAUGCUUCACCCUAGAUGUAUCGAAGUCAAGGCCGAAGAGUGGCAGCGUCUUGGCGGCUCCGAGGCGACUAAAGGCAGCCUUUUCAACAGACGAGCUCUUCUGCAUCAUGACAGUUCUCAAUCGCCUGGUCCCCUUCGUGUUCGUCUCCGUCCUCGAGAGCUUGACAUUACUUCGACCCGAUACCGAAGACUGUGAUGACCUGGUCCUGGAUGAUGUCGUCGAAGACGUCAAAAAGGCAGAGGGGGAAGAUUUGGAGGAGAAUGGAAGUACAGGGAUAGCUAACAGUAACACUGUCGACGAGAGACGAUCUUCUGUCGAUUUGGAUCAAUGUGUGUACCUCUUCGUACCUCAGUACAUUUUGGGCAAGAGGCGCUACGAGCAGCUGCUGGAGUGUUUCAACCACAUUUUGAGUGGCUCGAAGAUAAUAUGUGGGGAAGCGGAACAGCAGAAGCAGUCGGCUUCAGAAGACGCUGAGAAUGAGACAUCGGCAACAACAAUGGACAUAGUUUCGAUGUCCACAGGUAGGGAGGGUGACGAGUGGCCAGCGAUGGACGCAGUUCGGCAACAUCUCUUUUGCGUCGCCCAGAUGCUGCGAACUAUCACACCUUGUCCCAAUACCUCUUCUACAACUGCUGUGACGAAGGCUGUGGAAACCACGGAGGGGCAUGAAUACCUUGAACAGGAUCCCAUCUCACCACAGGAAUUCCUUGCCUUGAUGCAGAUGCAAUUUGAAGACACCUACUGGACUCCAUGGCACUUGCAACCUACUUCAAGUAUUCUCACACUAUGCAAGGAGCUUUGUUUAUAUGUCUCCCUUUUUGGCAAAGCAUUUGGAGCAGCUGCGGUGCAAAGCCACCUCGGAGAACCUUUCCACACGCUCCUCAUGGAACGCAGUGUACAGGGAUAUUUUGAGUUCGAUCUGAAGGCUCUUCCGUCGGGAGCUUUCGCUGGUUAUUGCUGCUUGCUAGCGUCGACCAAGUUUAAGUCAGAACUUAAUAAGGUGAAAAUGCUAAUAGCAAAUGCAAUAUUCCUCCACUCCCGUGAUUCCUGCUCCCUCCACGGUGUACGUGCUGGAAUAAUGACUCUCUGUCACAGCGAGGAUGCCAUGAUGAUCGCAGAUGCGGUCCUGCUUCCCGCACUACGCUCCUGUGCUUCCUGCGCGGAUCCGGCGGUGCGUCGAACCGCCAGUAACAUCUUCUACACCCUCAUUGCCUACCUCUCCGAUGCUGUAGACUUUGACUCGGCUGCUGCAGCCACGUCCAAGAAACUCACACCCACUCCUGCGAAACAGCACAAUCGCCAGUCUUCAUGGGUUCCGGCGACUCCAAGCCUCUUGGAGGAGUGCUGGCAACUAGUGAGCCAAUUGGCACGGGAUGACUAUGCGUCCGUCGGUACGGCAGCCUUCCCUGAAUCAAACUCCACUGGGGCCACAGAGAUUCCCCCAUUAGACGAGCAUUCCGCUGAUUGGUCGUGCAUCUCGGUGGCUCUGGGACCCCUCUUCUGCCUUUACAGCCGCAUGCUUCGAUCCAGUCCUUACGUCACUGACAUGGAUCUCAUGCAACGGCGUAAUCUCUCGGAAAAUAGCAGAAUUGCAGAACAGGCACUGGGGCUGAUAGGCAGACUGAUGUCCAUGGUCAGUGCAGAAGGCCAAUCUCCGCUGGACCCCUCCGCCGUCCAAUUCCUAGUCCAGCGGCAAAAUUGGGAGACCCUUGUCAGUGGCCUUCUUCAAGUCGCCAACCGACUUUUCCUCACUUGUCCCGAGGAAUUCCGCGACACAAGAAUUCUUCCCUGGCUCUAUCGCCUCACCGAGAUCAACAAUAUGAUUCCUGAUCUGGAAAAACGAACACGGCUUGGACAGCGUUUGGUUGGCGUCUUCUCGACUGCUGCAUUCUGUCUAGGUACGGAGGCUGUAAUGAUGACUUGGGUGAUGCCUGGUUUGGAUCGGUUGCGACUGGACUUUGUAGAAGCCGGUGAAAAGGGGUCCGCUGAGGGGCUGGAACAGCUUUCUUCCGACCUCCGCCAACGCCUAGCCAACUACACCAGUCCUUCGCCGGUGCAACCGAUUGCAGCGGAUACAACAAAGAACAGUCUGCGACAGAAGUUUGCAAAUCUCCUAAACUCAGCCUCCGACUCCCCAAUCACUCAUGGCAAAAAGUUUCCCUUUGUCAAGCAUUCAUGA
Messenger RNA from Echinococcus granulosus, 4089 nucleotides. Its product is annotated as LisH domain and HEAT repeat-containing protein KIAA1468. The transcript is spliced from 20 exons. The coding region runs from base 1 to 4089 and encodes 1362 amino acids. Gene Ontology annotation, cellular component: trans-Golgi network; recycling endosome. NCBI's taxonomy places the organism in Eukaryota, Metazoa, Platyhelminthes, Cestoda, Cyclophyllidea, Taeniidae. The record is from RefSeq and is a predicted model, not a curated record. Gene Ontology annotation, molecular function: protein binding. Gene Ontology annotation, biological process: intracellular cholesterol transport.